This is a messenger RNA of Scomber japonicus (chub mackerel), 1449 nucleotides long. Its product is annotated as metal transporter CNNM1-like. NCBI's taxonomy places the organism in Eukaryota, Metazoa, Chordata, Actinopteri, Scombriformes, Scombridae. The record is from RefSeq and is a predicted model, not a curated record. The transcript has a single exon. Gene Ontology annotation, cellular component: plasma membrane. Gene Ontology annotation, biological process: transport; magnesium ion homeostasis. Gene Ontology annotation, molecular function: transmembrane transporter activity. Bases 1 to 1449 code for a protein of 482 amino acids.
AUGGCUGCGGAGGAUGCAGGAUCCCGAACCGGGGCUCCGGUGGUGUCUCCGUCCCGCCUGCUGCCGCUGCUCUCCCUCCUCUCCUGCACGCUGCUGCCCGCACCGGCGCACGGCUUGCUCGGCUUUCGCCCGGAGGAGACCGGGGCGGAGCUGUCCGUGGAGGACGGGGUGCUGAAAGCCACCGAGGGGAUCCGCUUCAUGCUGCGGGUUUAUUACUCCACUUCCCCGCAGAGGAUGAACCGGACGGCGGCGACUCGAGCCAACAACGCCGCGCCCUGGAUCGCCUUUAUCGAGGAGCCGAGUCCCGGUAGAGAGGGGCAAGUUCACCCAAAACGAAACAUGUGCAUGGACAAGGACGCCAGGACGUCCGACAUCGAGGUUUUGGGCUCUUUCAAGUCAGCUUCAAGUCAGAACUCGGUGCUGGUGGAGCUGCUGGCUAAAGACUUGAGAAGAGGGGAGAAGAUUAAAUACUACUCCAUGUGCGCCUUUGAUGGAUCCAAAUGGGAACACUACCGGACUCGGGAUUUUUGGGUGGCCGUUGUGGAGCGAUCGGCGGUCCCGGAGCUGUGGCUGCAGGUGUUAGUGUCCGUCCUGCUGCUCGGGUUGUCGGCUCUGUUCAGCGGGUUGAACUUGAGCCUGCUGGCGCUGGACCCGGUGGAGCUGCAGGUGCUCCAGAACAGCGGCACCGACAAGGAGCAGAACUACGCACGGAAAAUCGAGUCGGUGCGUCGGCAUGGGAACUACGUCCUCUGCACUUUACUGCUGGGCACCGCCAUCAUCAACGCGUCUCUCGCCGUGUGGAUGUGUCAAAUCCUGGGCAUGACCUGGCUCUCCACGGUCAUCUGCGCCUUUGGCAUCUUCUUCAUCGGGGAGAUCCUUCCUCACUCGGUGGCGUCGCGUCACGGUCUCGCCAUCGCCUCCAAAACCAUCUGGGUGACCCGACUCUUGAUGGUGCUCUCCUUCCCCAUCUCCUACCCCAUCAGCAAACUCCUGGACCUCAUCCUCAACCAGGAGAUUUCUAACUUUUACACCAGAGAGAAACUCCUGGAGAUGCUGCGAGUCACGGAUCCGUACCACGACCUGGUCAAAGAGGAGCUCAACAUCAUCCAAGGCGCGCUGGAGUUACGCACCAAAACCGUGGAGGACGUCCUGACCCCGCUGACUGACUGCUUCAUGCUGGCAUCGGACGGUGUGCUGGACUUUAACACCAUGUCUGAGAUCAUGCAGAGCGGCUACACGAGGAUCCCCGUGUUUGAGAACGAGCGCUCCAACAUUGUGGACAUCCUUUUUGUGAAGGAUUUGGCCUUCGUGGAUCCGGACGACUGCACCUCGCUGAAGACCAUCACCCAGUUCUACAAACACCCGCUGCACUGCGUCUUUAACGACACCAAACUGGACGCCAUGCUGGAGGAAUUUAAGAAAGGUGAGGAGGGCAUGAAGGGGGUUUGA